Messenger RNA from Momordica charantia (bitter melon), 771 nucleotides. RefSeq names its product ABI3-interacting protein 3 (gene AIP3). Gene Ontology annotation, biological process: protein folding. Lineage: Eukaryota; Viridiplantae; Streptophyta; Magnoliopsida; Cucurbitales; Cucurbitaceae. Gene Ontology annotation, cellular component: cytoplasm; prefoldin complex. The record is from RefSeq and is a predicted model, not a curated record.
AAUUUCGUCAUUUGGGCGGUUCCACCAGAUUCCCCUCGCUUUCGCUCUUACCGGAGCUUUCUUUCUCAGUUUCUUUUCACUGCGGGCGAUUGACUGAAUCAUGCAGCAGGGCGGAGGAUCUGAAUCGGAGGUCACUUGGGAGGACCAACAGAAUAUUAACAAAUUUAGUAGGUUGAACAAUCGCUUCCACGAGCUUGAGGAUGAGAUUAGACUCGCCAAGGAAACAAAUGAUAACCUAGAGGAUGCAAGUAAUGAGUUGAUUCUCAGUGAUGACGAGGUGGUUCGUUUCCAAAUUGGGGAAGUUUAUGCCCAUGUGCCAAAGGAAGACGUGGAAGACAGGCUGGAAAAAAUGAAAGAAGAGAAUGUCAAGAACUUGGAGAAACUUGAGAAAGAAAGGGAUUCUAUUGUGGCCCAGAUGACUGAGUUGAAGAAAAUUCUGUACGGGAAAUUCAAAGACUCCAUCAAUCUAGAAGAUGAUUGAUUAAUACAGAUAAGUCUUUCUGAAGCUGUUUUGAUUUGAAACUGUUCUUUGCAUCUUGGAUUUUUAUUCUCUCAUGUGGUCCUUGUACUCUUGGUAUCCACUGGCCUUUUGAUUUGAGAAAAUGACCUGAUAGAAAAUUGAUAGUUUACUCGAGAUGAAUAGAUGUUUGUAUUAGCAUUCUUAUCUCUAUAGCAUACAUGAAUCAUGAACAUCUGAUGUUCCUUGGCUAGUCUUGUUAAAUGGAUGGAUUCACUAACUGAAUUGCUAAUUGGUUCCCUUUUUAUGCUUAA